AUGGGUAUUAUCUUUAGUUGUUGUAGAAAUGGUGAUGUUGAUGAGAACGAAGCACUCCUAGCAGGCCAGCAGAAUGGGUAUGGUGCAGACAAUGAACAGGAUUACAAUGAAAUGCAACGUCAGCUUAAAGAGCAAGAGGAAAGGGCGCUCGCAAGGGAAGCCCAAUUGAGGGAGAUCGUAACCAAUACAAAUGACAAGCUGAUAGAUAUAUCGAUGAUAAGCAAUAGCGGAAUCGUGGUCCCUGGAAGUGAUAUUAAAUCGAUGAACAGCGAAAACAUGCAGAGAUCAACGGAAUUGGGUAAUGAUAAUGAGGCAAACAAGAGGAACUGGAUUAAAUUGGAUUCGAAGAAGCAUAUGUCACGUGUCAUGAAGGAACAACUUAAGACUAUGCAUGGGGUUGUAUUUGGUCAAUUGGAACAGGACUUGAAGUUAGAACCACCUGGCAACUUAACUGUAACUCUAUAG
Molecule: messenger RNA, 465 nt
Organism: Zygosaccharomyces rouxii
Lineage: Eukaryota; Fungi; Ascomycota; Saccharomycetes; Saccharomycetales; Saccharomycetaceae
Gene: MEH1
Product: Meh1p
Exons: 1
Coding region: 1-465 (154 amino acids)
Biological process (GO): lysosome organization; regulation of receptor recycling; positive regulation of TOR signaling
Cellular component (GO): membrane raft; late endosome membrane; Ragulator complex
Source: RefSeq, a predicted model, not a curated record